Cordyceps militaris CM01 is the source of this 1956-nucleotide messenger RNA. RefSeq names its product T-complex protein 1, theta subunit. Gene Ontology annotation, molecular function: ATP binding; ATP-dependent protein folding chaperone; ATP hydrolysis activity. Gene Ontology annotation, biological process: protein folding. The coding region runs from base 1 to 1956 and encodes 651 amino acids. The transcript has 2 exons. Gene Ontology annotation, cellular component: chaperonin-containing T-complex. The record is from RefSeq and is a predicted model, not a curated record. NCBI's taxonomy places the organism in Eukaryota, Fungi, Ascomycota, Sordariomycetes, Hypocreales, Cordycipitaceae.
AUGUGCCACCAUGUAUCAGUACCACCGGGCAAUCCGCCCACCAACGGCGCGCCUCCUCCCCUCCAAACUGAACCCACUCCCAAUAUUUUCGACAGAGCCUCUGGGUGGAAGCUCUUGGAAGCGGCAUCACCACCACCGAAGCAACGACAGCACCCCGUCACUGCUUCACCCCUCGACGCCGGUCGAUCCCAUCACCAUGUCCCUAAAUAUUCCCCAGGCCCCAAACUCGGGUCUUUUCAAGCAGGGCUACAACAAGUACGCGCACCGCCUCUCCCAGCUCUUCUCCCCGCGACCCCUAUGCCCCGCCAUCUAGACACAACAAGUCUCCUCCAGCGCGCACAACUGCUAACUCUACCGCCCCUCUGCUUUAGCUACGACUCGGAAGAUGGCGCUGUUCUACGCAACAUCGACGCGUGCCGUGCCAUCGCCCAGACCGUCCAGACCUCGCUGGGUCCGUAUGGCCGCAACAAGGUCGUCAUUAACCAUCUGCAAAAGAUGAUCCUCACCUCCGAUGCUGCCACGAUCCUCCGCGAGCUCGACGUUGUCCACCCCGCCGCCAAGCUCCUCGUCAUGGCUUCCCAGCAGCAGGAGGCUGAGAUGGGCGACGCCACAAAUUUUGUCAUCAUCCUCGCGGGUGAGCUGCUCCGCAAGGCAGAGGAUCUGCUACGCAUGGGCCUCAAGACCGCCGACAUUGUUCUGGGCUACGAGAGGGCCCAAAAGUUUGCCCUCGAUACCCUUGAGAAGCUGGCCGUCGACAAGGUCGAGAACAUCCGCGACCAGGAGGAGCUCACCAAGGCUCUGCGCACCGUCAUUGCCAGCAAGCAAAACGGCAAUGAGGAUACCCUAGCUGACCUGGUCGCCGAGGCUGUCCUCGCUGUCCUCCCAAAGAACCCCGCCAACUUCAAUGUCGACAACAUUCGCGUCGUCAAGAUCAUGGGCGGCAAUCUGGAGCAGAGCCGUGUGGUGCGCGGCAUGGUCUUCCCCAAGGAGCCUCACGGGUCCGUGAAGAAGGCCCGGCGCUCCAAGGUCGCCGUCUUCACUUGCCCCAUUGAUACCAGCAAGACGGAGACCAAGGGCACAGUGCUACUGCAUAACGCCAAGGAGAUGAUGGACUUCACCAAAGGCGAGGAGAACCAGCUUGAGACUGCCAUCAAGGAGCUCUACGAUGCCGGUGUCCGUGUCGUCGUCUGCGGCGACAGCAUUGGAGAUCUUGCUCUCCACUACCUGAACAGAUUCGGCCUUCUCGCCAUCAAGAUUCUUUCCAAGUUUGAUCUCCGUAGAAUAUGCCGCGUCGUCGGCGCCACACCCCUGGCUCGCCUCGGCGCCCCCAUGCCCGACGAAAUGGGCAACAUUGAUGUUGUCGAGACCAUGGAGAUUGGUGGUGACCGUGUUACCGUCUUCCGCCAGGAGGACGAGGUUACCCGAACAGCGACGCUGGUCCUCCGCGGUGCCACGCAGAACCACCUCGACGACCUUGAGCGCGCCGUCGAUGAUGGCGUCAACGUGGUCAAGGCUAUCACCAAGGACCCCCGCCUGGUCCCUGGCGCGGGUGCCACCGAGAUUCAGCUAAGCACCAAGAUUCAGGCGCACGGUGACAAGACCUCCGGACUCAGUCAGUACGCCAUCAAGAAGUAUGGCGAGGCUUUCGAGGUCAUCCCCCGCACACUCGCCGAGAGCUGCGGCCUCGACGCCACCGAGGUGCUAUCCAGACUAUACGCCGCCCACCACAAGGAAGAGGAUGGUGAUACUGGCGUGGAUAUAGAGAACUCUGACGGAACCGGCCUUCUCGACUCGCAAGAAGAAGGCAUCCUCGACCUGCUGGCCUCCAAGUACUGGGCCAUCAAGCUUGCCACCGAGGCGGCCCGCACAGUUCUCUCUGUUGACCAGAUCAUCGUCGCUCGCCAAGCAGGUGGCCCUAAGCCCCCGGGCCCCAACCCUAACUGGGACGAUGACUAA